AUGACAUCACAUCUUAGUCAACAACAACAACAACAACAACAACAAGAACCACUUUCUACACUCCACACUUAUUUUUAUGGCAACAGAAUGUCCACCAGUGAAACAAAGAAAAGACGCUCAGAUGUGGGCAUUUCACGUCCAAGAAAACAAUUAUCGUGCCAAAGAUGUCGAUUACGUAAAGUCAAGUGCAGCUACGAAGUCCCAUGUGCCAAUUGUGUCAAGGACGGGGUCGAGUGUGUGCAGCCUGUGGAUAUGAGAAGCAGACGUCCGAAGGCGAGUCAUGUUAUGAAAUUGGAGACCAGAGUAAGUUCUUUGGUUGGUUUCAUUAAUACAUUAAAGAGUUGCAACAGUAUGGAGGAGAAGAACAAACUAGUUGCUGAACUUAACCUAGACCAAUUUUUAAAAGAAGCAGAUGAAGCAACGUCGACCCUUCAGGUGCCACCGCCACCAUCACAACAGCAACAACAACAACAAAGUGGAGGUGCACCAACAGCGGGAUCAACAACUUACACCAAUGAAGAUGACGCUGGGGCGCCACACUCCAGUGCGAUCUAUGGACCCACAUCAAUCUACGAUGACGCUAUCUUGCACAACAAUGCCGGGUCUCUGAGUAAACACAGGGACAACAGUGUGGACAUUAUCGUGCAGAUGAGCCAGGACCCAGACAUACUCCGAUGCUUGCACUUGUUCUUCACCUGGCAGUAUCCGGACCACAACAUGUUUAUUUUUCGAGAAGCGUUCCUCAUUGAUUUCUUUGCUCCAAAGAGCAACAGCUUGUAUUGUUCAAAGAUACUUGUGCUUAGCAUCUGUGCCUUGGGAGCACGAAUGUCUGAUGACAGGAGGAUCUACAACAAGUCCAAGGAGUUUUACCAGCAGCUGAAGAAUCUUUUGCUCGCAACAUUGAGCAAGCCGUCAAUCACGUCGUUGCAAAGUUACAUGUUGUUGGCAUUCUAUGAUAUUUGCAAUGGCCACAACUCGAGUGGCUGGAUGCUUUCCGGGAGUGCGAUCAGAAUGGGGUUUGAUCUUGGGUUCCAGUUGAACCCAGAACUCUGGUUUGUCAAAUCCAAGGGGGACGUUGGCGAUGUUGCGAUCAGAUCGAGAGUGUACUGGGGGUGUUAUAUGGCAGACCAUUUUAUAAGUUUGUUGCUUGGACGUCCAUCGAUCUUGAAAUUAUCGGAUGCGUCGAUCCCAGAAACCAGCGACUUGCCAGAUCUCAGCUGGAUCGAUGAUUAUACAUACGCAGGGUAUCUCAAACUAAAGGGGAGACACCAGACGACUGCCGUGACGAGCUACAUUUCGGACCCACUCAAUCAGAUCAUCAACUUGAUCAAUAUUUCCGACAACAUGUUGAACGACAUAUUCACCAAGUCAGACGACCUUGGCGGUGACCACCAGGGCAACGACGAUACGGAUUUGAACUUGAACUCAAGAUGGGAGAAGCUAUUCCAGUACAACCGACAGAUUGUUUCGUGGAAGAAGAGUCUUCCCAAGGAUUUGCAAUGGGACCGCGAGAGCUUGAGCAAGACGGGAGAGAACCCGACGUAUUCUGGUAUCAGAUACUACUACUAUAUACUAUUGCUUUGUCUCAACCGUCCGUUUGUUGGUAUUGAGAACGACAACAAGGGGACCGGUGAAGAUGAGUUGUCGCCGUUGUCGGUUUGUCUCGAAGCGAUUGACGAUUUGUAUGAGUCCAUCAACCGAUUCCAGCGGGAGCAUGGAUACAGAGUGUGUUCUAUAUUCAUUGUGUACUCGUCGAUAUUGUCGAUCUCCAUUUUGUUGUUGACGAACUCAAGGAUUCAGUUGGUGAGCGAGCAAAGAGACCGGUUGCAUUUUUUUAUGGGGGUUUUACAUGGGUGUUCCAAGACAUGGAAACUUGCAGAAAGAUCGUACAAUUUGGUCAAGGAAAAGAUCCAACAGGUGUCAGUGAAAGAUGAGAGACAAGAAAACAACAAUAAUGACAACAUCAGCAGCAGCAACAACAACAACAAUAGCAACAACAAGACAAUUGAUGCACCUACACCGUUGUCGAGUGUUGGAUCCACGUCUGAUACACAACAACAACAAAACAUGAUGUUUGACGACAACAUUGAUUUCCUUGGUGGUCCUCCGGUGUUGAUGACUGCAGAUUUAUUCAACGAAGAUUGGGAGGCGUUAUUCCCGGAUUAUGUGUUUAAUUCAAAAAGUUAA
Molecule: messenger RNA, 2187 nt
Organism: Candida tropicalis MYA-3404
Lineage: Eukaryota; Fungi; Ascomycota; Pichiomycetes; Serinales; Debaryomycetaceae
Product: Zn(II)2Cys6 transcription factor
Exons: 1
Coding region: 1-2187 (728 amino acids)
Biological process (GO): regulation of DNA-templated transcription; DNA-templated transcription
Molecular function (GO): DNA binding; zinc ion binding; DNA-binding transcription factor activity, RNA polymerase II-specific
Source: RefSeq, a predicted model, not a curated record